Molecule: messenger RNA, 738 nt
Organism: Jaculus jaculus (lesser Egyptian jerboa)
Lineage: Eukaryota; Metazoa; Chordata; Mammalia; Rodentia; Dipodidae
Product: keratin-associated protein 10-3-like
Exons: 2
Coding region: 1-738 (245 amino acids)
Cellular component (GO): keratin filament
Source: RefSeq, a predicted model, not a curated record
AUGGCCGCCUCCACCAUGUCCGUCUGCUCUGACGCCUGCACCAGCGCCUCCUGGCAGGUGAACGACUGUCCAGAGAGCUGCUGCGAGCCCUCCUGCUGCGCCCCCAGCUGCUGCCAGCCCAGCUGCUGUGCCCCCUGCCUGACCCUGUCUUGCUGCCAGCCGGCCUGCUGCUCCUCCUCCCCCUGCCAGCCGUCCUGCGGUGUGCCCGUCUGCUGCAAGCCCGUCUGCUGUGUGCCCGUCUGCUGUGGGGCUUCCUCAUGCUGCCAGCCCUCUUGCUGCCAGCAGUCUAGCUGUGCGCCCUCUUGCUGCCAGUCCUCCCCCUGCCAGCCAUCCUGCGGUGUGACCCUCUGCUGCAAGCCCGUCUGCUGUACCCCCGUCUGCUCUGGGUCCUCCCCUUGCUGCCAGUCCUCAUGCUGCCAGCCGUCCUGCAGUGUGACCCUCUGCUGCAAGCCCGUCUGCUGUACCCCCGUCUGCUCUGGGUCCUCCCCUUGCUGCCAGUCCUCAUGCUGCCAGCCGUCCUGCUGUGUGCCCGUCUGCUGCAAGCCCUGCUCCAGCGUGUCCCUGCUCUGCCGCCCCGUGUGCAGACCCACCUGCUGUGUGCCCACCUCCUCCUGCUGCGCCUCCUCCUGCCAGCCCAGCUGCUGCCGCCCGUCCUCCUGCGUGUCCCUGCUCUGCCGCCCCGCCUGCUCCCGCCAGGCCUGCUGUGGCCUCUCCUCGGGCCUGAAGUCCAGCUGCUGA